Miscanthus lutarioriparius is the source of this 606-nucleotide messenger RNA. NCBI's taxonomy places the organism in Eukaryota, Viridiplantae, Streptophyta, Magnoliopsida, Poales, Poaceae. The record is from the annotation of a GenBank genome assembly.
AUGGCUACUCCUAAGCGUGUGCACAGCUCCACCACCCAACCGCGGAAUGUGGCGGGACAGUUCGCGUCCACCGGAAGGGGUGGUUCAGCUCGUGUCUCUGCCUCUGCUGUUGAAUCUACUAAGUCCCGCCGGACACCCGUGGUAGUCGAACAGGUUGAGGAGGAUGUCAAGCCCGACCUGAAAUCUCUUAUCCGUCAAAAUCGUAGCAUGUCUCGGGGCGCGCGGUUGAGCACGAAGCCCUCCCAAUCUAGCUCCAGAGGCGGUACAAGCAACAACAGCAACAAGAAGCAGGAGAUCAAUACCAACCUAGGUGAGUACUAUGAUGACUCUGAUGUCAACAGUGUAGAUGAUGCCAUGUGUGAAGGCGAGCAUCGUUAUGAUGGGUACGAAUCACUUGAAGAGGAGCAGCAGCAGAUGAUGGUUGAACUCCGGGAGAAGCUCGACAUCGCAGAAAAGAAAAUAUGUAGGGACAUUGAUGAUGAUCCAGAGAAGUCGAAGCAGAAUCUGAAGAAGAAUCUGAAUCGGCUCUAUAAUAGCAUUGUCUGCGUGAGGCUCAUGCCGAAGUAUAUCAAGAAGGAGUCAUCAUUGGUACAAAUGCAUGCUUGA